Nicotiana tabacum (common tobacco) is the source of this 918-nucleotide messenger RNA. Lineage: Eukaryota; Viridiplantae; Streptophyta; Magnoliopsida; Solanales; Solanaceae. The record is from RefSeq and is a predicted model, not a curated record.
AAAAAUGCUCAUGCCACCUUCUAUGGAGGGGGUGAUGCAUCAGGCACAAUGGGUGGUGCUUGUGGUUAUGGGAAUUUGUACAGCCAAGGAUAUGGAACCAAUACUGCAGCACUAAGCACAGCAUUAUUCAACAACGGAUUGAGCUGUGGGGCUUGCUACGAGCUAACUUGCAGCAAUGACGCUCAAUGGUGCCUACAGGGGACUAUUACUGUCACUGCCACAAAUUUCUGUCCUCCGAAUCCAUCCCUACCUAAUGACAAUGGCGGCUGGUGCAAUCCUCCUCUCCAGCACUUCGAUUUGGCUGAGCCUGCCUUCUUGAAAUUAGCUCAAUACAGAGCAGGAAUUGUCCCUGUAUCUUUCCGAAGGGUGUCAUGCAACAAGAAAGGAGGAAUAAGGUUUACAAUAAAUGGACACUCUUACUUCAACUUGGUUUUGGUGACAAACGUUGGGGGUGCUGGGGAUGUUAAUUCAGUCUCCAUUAAGGGAUCUGGUUCUGGAUGGCAAGCAAUGUCUAGAAAUUGGGGCCAAAACUGGCAGAGCAAUUCCUAUCUCAAUAGUCAGAGUCUUUCAUUUCAAGUUACUACAAGUGAUGGAAGGACUAUCACAAGCUAUAACGUUGCACCACAUAACUGGCAAUUUGGACAAACUUUUGAAGGGGUUCAAUUUUAAUUCUAGCAAGAAACUUAGUAGGUAUAAAAAUAAACAAAGAGGCUUUCAACAGUCAAAUUCCAAUUUCUGUUUGGCUUUAUUGCUGUGGUGUGCCUGGUGGUUGGUUAGCACCCACUUAGGCCUAAAGUAGACAUUUAGUAAACUAGUUAAUACUGCAUUUUGAGUCUUUCCCAGUGCAUAUUUAUAUCCUUUCCAAUGAUAUACAAUUGGUCACAUUUAUCAAAUAGUGGGGUAACUUUUUUUUCUUGC